Molecule: messenger RNA, 2686 nt
Organism: Botrytis porri
Lineage: Eukaryota; Fungi; Ascomycota; Leotiomycetes; Helotiales; Sclerotiniaceae
Exons: 2
Coding region: 720-2441 (573 amino acids)
Source: RefSeq, a predicted model, not a curated record
CUUUCCAUGCCCUCAUACCUACAGUGACAUACAAACAGUUUGCGUACGACCUGCACAUACCAAUCAGCAGAUGGAGCCCCAUCAUUGGCGGGAGCGAGGUGGGAAAUAGGGAGCGGGCGCAUAGCUUACCCAUCCUUCACGGGCUAACCGAACCAAUGGUGAAGGCGCUAAUAAAUAGCCCGCAAACGUGCAUGCGCAUCCUGUUGCUUCAGGGUAGAAAUUAUCCUAACCUAACCUAUCCACGCCAAAUCCCAUUCUCACUCACUUCUCACUUCCAUCUCACUCGACAUACCCACCCGCGCUGCGCCUCCAUGCUAUGUAUGUGAGCGUGGAUGUUCGAAAAUCCCAACGGUGUUUGAUUGAUCAAUUGAUUGAGAGUGAAGGAUUUUGGUGCAAUGGAUUAUGUAUGUAUGGAAGGGUAGGAUAGGGGGGGUGUUGAUUAAUGUGUUGGUAUAUUCCCCAGUCAUAUAGACUUUCUUGAGGAUUUUUUUCCGUUCUUCUUCUUCUUCUCUUCUUUUGGUAAUUAUGUACAUGUAUGUAUGUCUGAUUAAUCCUUUGUUUGAGCGAACGAUUAUUUGAACAUAUUGGAUUCGAAUUUGAAUUUGAAAACGACAAAUGCGACAAGUGUUCGCAGAAUAUUGGAAGAUUACUAAAUUGAUAAGAAGCGAUAAUGUUGGGUUGAUAUAUGAAUGGGAUUAUAGGAAGUGAGAAAGCUGGAAAUGAUUAUAUCGAUUCAGAGAUGGAGGGUCUUGGUGGUCUGGUGCGGGUUACUGGGCAUGGCGUUUAGCGGUCACGACGGGAAGACGGAUGGGAGUAGAUUUGGGCAGGACAACUAUGGAGACAAGAGGAGCUCGUCGUUGUCACCGCAAAUUAACACUCCUCGAGCUGCUGGUGAUGAAGUCAAAGGGGAUUCAAGGUAUUAUCCUACUACGUGGCCGUCUCUUGAAGAGAAUCGCACUGUGUCUUUGAAUCAGAGCUAUAAGCCCCUUUUCGAAGUUGGAUUUCAAGGACCACAAGAUGCGAAAUUUCUAGCGUUGUGUUAUACUACCAAUUUUCAAACACCAGAACCGGCCAACAUAUAUUAUGUUAUACCCCUCACAUACAAUUGUCCAGACAUUGACACCUCUUGCCAAAUCUCAGCCCAGCAAACAGGAACAGCGAAUUUAGAAGUCAAUCUCUAUAAUACUAGUGCAGGCAUCUCUACCUUUACAAAGCCAAACUCAGCCUUCUUUCUGUGUUUCAGCAAUGGUAACGACACUGUUGUGGGCUUCCUCUGCGAGUCUUAUAGUCCAUACUUCCAGAUAUUACGCAGCCCCUCACCUCUUAAUCUGAGAAGAGAAGACACAGCAGAACUAGUAGCAGCCGAAUCAUCAUCUUUGUCUGCUUUCGCAAGCUCGUUUGCGGCAGCCGUCACAAACUUUGCACCUCCGACGGCUCCACUCUCCGUCACAGCAAGCACGACAAUUUUUUUGCCUUCAGGAGGAACAGUAAUCCCAGCAUCAACAACUGCGCCCAAUAUACCCAUUUCGACAUCAUAUGCCUCGACUGUAACGACACCUAUAUUAACGCCAACCGGUACUGACGGCUCGAAUAGUGCAACUAGCACAUCUGACUCAUCCCACCCCCCCUCCGCCUCCUCGAAAUCCAGCGGCCUCUCUCUAGGCGCCAAAAUUGGCAUCGCUCUCGGCGCCAUAACCUUCGUCUUCCUCCUCCUCCUCGCCCUCCUCCUCCUCCUCCGCCGCCGCCGCAAAAAUCCUCCCAAAAACCCCUCCCGCACUCCCGAGAAUCUCCUCCUCUCCUCCUCCCUCAAACACAACAACGACUCCAACUCCCUCUUCAUCGCCGAAAAGCUCGCUCUCACCGAUCGCAGCGACACAAACACUCCUCUCACCUCUCGCGGUGCCGGAAUCCUCGGCGGAACAUUCGAUCACGACGAUGAUCUCCACCAAGAUUUACCCGCGCCCGGAAGUGCCUUUACAGCAAACACACCUGUACCUAUUAGUCCGCGCCGCAGCCAAGCUGCCAACGCGCUGCGAGGCGAAGCGAUAGGAAGUCGCGCCGUGAGUAUCGCUUCCGGGAUUUCUCGACCCGUGUCUCCUAUCAACAGCGGAGCGGGAAAUAAUAUCGUAGGUCUGGGUCGAGAAAAUAGUCACGAACGUAUUGGUGAUAGGAGUAUCUUUGAUCAGGAACCGUUUACGGAUCAUAUAGGCGCAGGCGCAAGUAGUGGGGCAGGAGGAAUGAAUGCGGAUAGAAAGGGAAGUCGUACGAAUUUAGACGCGCCGAAAGUAUAUAAAGGGGCGUUACAGGCGCCUUUUCUAAGUGAACCGGGGAUGUCGGCUGAGGAGGUAGCGAGGUUGGAGGAGGAGGAGAGGAGGAUUGAUGAGGCGAUUGCGGAGGCGGAGGAGGAAAGGAGGAGGGCGAGAGAAGCGAGAGGGAGAUAGAGAUAGAGAUUGAUGGAUAUGGUUUGAGGGAAGUUUUGGAGUUUCGGAUCUUUUGCUAGGGGGUAGUUGAUAUAUACACCGUGCUAAUAUAGUGGGUGUGAGAUUGCGAUAUUGUGUAUCGCGAUUCUAGUAUAUCUUCUUAUAUACACUUAUUUAUUUAUUGAUCUAUAUUUAUAACUAUUAGUACCGCGAUUUUAUAUACAUAGUUGAUUAUUUUAUCUAAUUUUUGUUUAAUUCAUUGUUUG